Messenger RNA from Oncorhynchus masou masou (cherry salmon), 3412 nucleotides. RefSeq lists its product as uncharacterized. Bases 2161 to 2934 code for a protein of 257 amino acids. The transcript has 2 exons. Lineage: Eukaryota; Metazoa; Chordata; Actinopteri; Salmoniformes; Salmonidae. The record is from RefSeq and is a predicted model, not a curated record. Gene Ontology annotation, molecular function: metal ion binding.
UACUCCUCUCUUCACCAUACUGAGCCGCACCAAAACCAAACCCUGACCCACAACCGGGUUCGUGUCCUAACCCCAAUCCUGCCCCUUACCCUAAACUGGGUUCGUAUCAAAAACCCCGACCCUACCCUCCCCAUACACUCAUACAUCACUCUUUGCUUGCCGUCUUCAUUCAUGUAUUGUAUAGUCUGAUGUUUGACUCCUAUUUAUUUGUCUUUUCAUUUCUAUAAUUGUAGUGACUUUGGGUCCUUGAAAAGCACUAAGCAUUAUCAUUUUUAUCAUCAUCCUCUACCCGAGCUUUGAAAUUCCCACAAAUAUUUGAAAAUUCAUAUUUCAGAACAAUGUCCACAAACCUUUCCAUGUAAUGCCAAAUACUGUAGAGACAGAUAUUUCUGUUGUGCGUGAAGAAUGCUCUCCAUUUCCUUCUCAUACUGCUUUAUGGAGUGCAUUAUUUUAACACUCAAUGUAAUACUAUUGCGAGCACAUUACUUUCUUUUUAAUUUGUAUUGCUAUGGCCAUCCAAAGUGCUUUUAAAUUCACAGGUAUUAUUAAAUAUUUUAAAAGCCACCAAUUGCUUGCUAUUCUAGGUACCUUAGGCAGAGCAUCAAUAUUCUCAGAACAGAAAUUCUGUAACUGUUGGCUAACAAAAGAACAAGAAGCACAUAAAUACAAUGUGAUCCUCCAAAUGAGAUGUUACAAGAUCAAGGUGCACAUCACUAGUGGUGGGUGGGUGUGUGCGUGGUGAUGAGUGUGUGUGUGCACAGUGCCAGUCAAAAGUUUGGACACACCUACUCAUUCAAGGGUUUUUCUUUAUUUUUACUAUUUUCUACAUUGUAAAAUAAUUGUGAAGACAUCAAAACUAUAAAAUAACACAUAUGGAAUCACGUAGUAACCAAAAAAGUGUUAAACAAAUCAAAAUAUAGUUUAUAUUUGAGAUUCUUCAAAGUAGCAACCCUUUGCCUUGAUGACAGCUUUGCACAAUCUUGGCAUUCUCUCAACCAUCUUCAUCUGGAAUGCUUUUCCAACAAUCUUGAAGGAGUUCCCACAUAUGCUGAGCACUAGUUUUCCUGCUUUUCCUUCACUUGCCAAAACAUCCCAAACCAGUCUUUGCCCAACAAAGUGAUAUUAGGAUAUAUGUUAUCUUGUAUGAGCUUUUGUGACGAAUACAUUACAUUGUUACAGGUGUCAAGCUUAUGGGCAUGUGGCAGCAGUGUGUAGGAGGGAGGUUCCUAGGUGUGAGAAGUGUGCAGAAGGACAUGAGACAAAGGAAUGUGUAGCAUUGGGGAAAGUAGUGGUAUGUGUUGAUUGAAGGGGUGCCCAUGGGGCUGGGGAUCUGAAAUGUCCCGUGCGAGAGAGGCAGGUUGAGAUUUCCUGGGUUAGAGUAGUGCAGAAGUUGUCAUAUGCUGAGGCAGUGAAGAAAGUAGAGGAAGUCGGGUCAAGGAAUCCUAAGAGGAGUGGUGUGAGUAGUAGAUCUGUACUAGUAAAGAGGGAUAGGCCAACAAGUGAUAUAACUUUCAGUAAGAUUGGAUUUUUAAAAUUUUAUAGCAAUGGUUAUCAACUGUACUGCAGGGAUGGAACGUAAAGUCGCAGAAAAUUGAGGUUGUGGCGGCAGCUGCAGAGAGGUAUUUGGGUGCCCUAGACUUGACAUCAGAAGAGUUACAGGGUGUCUUAGGUGGUGGUGGUGCCCCUUCCUUUCAGGUUGUUGGCCUGAGGUAGGACUAAAUAGAUUUGAUUAGUGGAGUAGGGAGGUGUUAUUUUUUGUUGUUGUGUUUUUUCAAAUAAAGUACAAGGGAGUUGUACUUCAGUCUAGUAGGAUGCGGCAAUGCAUCAUUAACUGGAUGCCAACCGCCGUUAAACCUAAUCGAAUAAGAAGUAGUAGUACGCGGGGAACUUUUAUUUUGAAGUUUUUCGAAAUUCGGUGACCUAGAGGUGCUUACACUUUCAUUUGGAUUAGCAAGUUGUAGCUACAACAACAGAACUACAACAAUUCAUAAAUGUAUUGAGCAACAAAUACCUUCAUACGGAGUAUAAGUGCUCGUUCAAUCAAACAUAAGACGCAGACCGCAAAUUGUGACUGGAUUAAAGCGAAAGAAGGACGAAGAGACGGAAAAAAAUAUAGAUACCAGUUAGCUAGCUAUCGUAAGGCUAGCAGCAGGCUGACACAUGAAUUCUCUCGUUGGCUAUGGCGUGUCCUCUGAUUCUGACAGCGAUGGGGAUAUUGGAAACAACAAGAAGACUGAGAGCAAGGUGGAUGGAGAGACCCAGAAGAAGGGCCGCAAUUUCCUCCUAGAGUCCGGGUCAGCCUCCAGUGAGUCAGACUGUGACUGUGACCCAGAGAAAGAGGGGGACCCCGUAUCUCAACUAAAACCUAAACGCCCUCCUCCUGCCUGUAUGGCACCCCCCUCUGAGUCCCGGACCCCUCUCCUCCCUGCACCCCCUAGUUCCCUCUCCCACAAACUCCCCCCUCCACCCCUCGGGGCCUCGUCCAAGAGUGGCGUAUUCGCCAACCCCUUCAAGGCGCAAGCCGACCAGAAGCUCAACGUCUUGCAGAAGCACGUCCCUCUCACUCUGCUGGCCCGGCCCUCCCAGAUAGGAGGCAAGAGGAUGUGCGUGGCGUACAGGAAGGACGGACGCUGCAGGUUCGGGAUCAAAUGCAAGUUUGCCCAUGACAGCGACCUCCAGAGCUCCAUCAUUCCCAAUGACUAUGACCCCCCUGCGGGUGACGAUCCCGGAUCGGACCAAGCUGACCCCAACGCGGGCGGCUUUCCAUACAUGGGUCGCCAGAACUUUCACCACAACCAGGGAGGAGACCCUGAAGAGGAGGGUCAGCAGUCUAGGAAGAGGAGAGUAGGGCUGAGUAACACCCUAGUGCCUCCUAAAAGGUCAAUGAAGAAUUAUGCAAUGCAGAGGAAGAGAGAACAGGUCAAAUUGAACUGAGUGACUUGCAAAGGAAUACUGUCAGCAGCAAUACUGUGUGUGUGUGUGUGUGUGUGUGUGUGUGUGUGUGUGUGUGUCACAUCGUUUUAGUGUGUGACAGAGAAAAUGGGAAUGUGUUCCAAUUUUUGUACCCUUAUUCUGCACUCAUUUACUCCCCCUCAUGGAUGUAAAAGGAAUGGACUGGUGUAAAAUAGGGUUUAAACUUCUCCCUACUCAUGAUUUACAUCACUGUAAUGGGGUGAGCACGUGCAACCUUCUGUUAGAAGAGAAGAUAAUCAGACCACAGCCAGAGAGCAUUCUAUAGGAUACCUAUAGCAAACUUCUGUUCAGUCCAGUACAUAUACUUCAGAUUGGUAGUUUCUACAUGAAACAUUUUUUGUAGUUUCAUUGAAAACGUAUUCCUUUCUGUCAGAAACUGUCCAUUGGAAAUAUAAGCUACAAUUUAUCAUUGUUAAAUAAAUGCUUUAAAUGUUUGUAA